AAAUCUAACAUACCCAUGGCCUCUUCCCCCUCUCCAUCACGCUCUGCCUCCCCGCCACCGCCUCUCCUCCCCCUUCCGCCGCCGUCUCGUCUCUCCGCCUCCCCCUCCCCCUCGCCGAAUCAGAAGCUCCUCCUCCUACCUCCGCAGGGGUCUAAACCCCUUUCCCCCCCGAAAAAGCUGCCGCCCUUCCCUUGGACGCACCAGGAAACCCUAGCCCUAAUUCAAGCCUACCAAGAGAAAUGGUACUCUCUCAAGAAGGGGCAACUGAAGGCUUUCCAGUGGGAGGAAGUCGCCGUCACCGUCGCCGCACGCUGCGGCUUGGACGAGCCAUCUAAAACCUCCACACAGUGCCGCCACAAGAUAGAGAAGCUCCGAAAACGGUAUCGUUCCGAGCUGAAGAAGCCCUACCCUAAUUCAUGGCAGUAUUUUGAAUACAUGGAUCAGAUGGAGCGCGGUCCGAUGCCUCUCAAUGCGCGUCCAAUUGCUGUGGUUAAGUCUUCCCCAAACGUUGCUGCUAGUAAUGAUUACUAUUACAACAGCAAUUAUCGUGGCAGUGGUGAUGUGUCUGAUGAGAGUGAUGAGGAAUGGAAUGCAGGAGGAUAUAGUGUGGAGGCCAUGGCAAAAAGUAAGUCCAAAAGUAUUAAUAACAUAGUACGCAGCAAUGCAAAGAGUGGGAAUAGGAGUAGAAAUUUGGGCACAAUGGAUAGGGGAGUUGGUGGGGGUAGCAUUAGGGAUGCUAGCAUGAUGAGAGGAGCAAUGAAUGGGAAGCGAAAGCAGUAUUAUGUUGGGGAUGAGAUUGAUAAUGAUGAUGAUGAUGAUGACAACGAUGAUGACGACAACGAUGAUUCUUUGGAUGAUUUGGUGGAGGAAAGGCCGCAGGUGGGGGUCGGGGGAGGUGGUGUUGGAACUGAGUUGGCAGCAGAAAUUAGCGGUUUUGCAGAUACAUUUAUGAGAAUGGAGAAUAAGAAGAUUGAAAUGAUGCGGGAGACAGAGAGGUAUCGUAUGGAGAUGGAGAAGAAGAAAAUGGACAUGAUUCUUGAAGCACAAAGAAAGAUUGUCGAUACCAUUGGUAGGGCGUUUGGAGCGCAUAAGAAAGUAAAGAUGGAUCAAGAGACUUAAAAAUGUGAUUGCUUGAUUGUUGUUUUGUUAUGGGAUAAUAAUUGUGGCAACUGCUGACGUAACAACUCCGACAUCAAUGAAUCUGAAAUCUUUUGUGAUCUCCUAAGGUUUUUGCUUCAUGUUGUUUGGUAGUUGUUUACGAACAAGUUUUCCCUUUGUAUUUGAUCUUUUAUUGAAUGAAAUAUUGGUCUACGUUCGUUUGUCC
This is a messenger RNA of Andrographis paniculata, 1324 nucleotides long. Its product is annotated as trihelix transcription factor ENAP1. The transcript has 2 exons. The record is from RefSeq and is a predicted model, not a curated record. The coding region runs from base 16 to 1119 and encodes 367 amino acids. Gene Ontology annotation, molecular function: transcription cis-regulatory region binding. NCBI's taxonomy places the organism in Eukaryota, Viridiplantae, Streptophyta, Magnoliopsida, Lamiales, Acanthaceae. Gene Ontology annotation, cellular component: nucleus.